Leptosomus discolor (cuckoo roller) is the source of this 6181-nucleotide messenger RNA. RefSeq names its product zinc finger SWIM-type containing 8 (gene ZSWIM8). Lineage: Eukaryota; Metazoa; Chordata; Aves; Leptosomiformes; Leptosomidae. Gene Ontology annotation, molecular function: zinc ion binding. Gene Ontology annotation, cellular component: Cul2-RING ubiquitin ligase complex. The record is from RefSeq and is a predicted model, not a curated record.
AUGGAACUCAUGUUCGCAGAGUGGGAGGACGGGGAGAGGUUUUCAUUUGAAGACUCUGAUCGCUUUGAAGAAGACUCUCUUUGUUCCUUCAUCUCUGAGGCAGAAAGCCUUUGCCAGAACUGGAGAGGAUGGAGGAAGCAAUCGGCUGGACCCAAUUCUCCCACUGGCAGUGGACCAGGACUGGGUGCAGGGGGCAGCUCCUUGAGAGAUGGGCUGGUGAUCCCAUUGGUGGAACUAUCUGCAAAACAGGUUGCAUUUCACAUUCCAUUCGAGGUGGUGGAGAAAGUUUAUCCUCCAGUACCUGAGCAACUGCAGCUUCGAAUCGCCUUCUGGAGUUUCCCAGAAAAUGAGGAAGAUAUCAGAUUGUACUCUUGUUUGGCGAAUGGCAGUGCGGAUGAGUUCCAGCGAGGGGAGCAGCUGUUCCGGGUGAGGGCUGUCAAAGACCCUCUCCAGAUAGGUUUCCACCUGAGUGCCACUGUGGUACCCCCACAGAUGGUGCCACCUAAAGGUGCGUACAACGUGGCGGUGAUGUUUGACCGAUGCAGGAUCACGUCAUGCAGCUGUACCUGCGGAGCUGGGGCCAAGUGGUGUGCUCAUGUCGUGGCGCUCUGCCUCUUCCGGAUACACAAUGCAUCUGCGGUAUGUUUACGAGCACCUGUGUCCGAGUCCUUGUCUCGGCUACAAAGAGACCAAUUGCAAAAAUUUGCUCAGUACCUAAUCAGUGAACUUCCACAACAGAUUCUUCCAACAGCUCAGCGCUUGCUGGAUGAGCUGUUAUCUUCUCAGUCUACUGCCAUCAACACCGUUUGUGGAGCCCCAGAUCCCACUGCUGGACCCUCUGCAUCAGAUCAAAGCACCUGGUACUUAGAUGAAUCUACUCUGAGUGACAACAUAAAGAAAACCCUUCAUAAAUUCUGUGGACCCUCUCCUGUUGUUUUCAGUGAUGUGAAUUCAAUGUAUCUCUCUUCCACGGAGCCACCAGCUGCUGCUGAGUGGGCCUGUCUCCUGCGUCCCUUGCGAGGAAGAGAGCCUGAAGGAAUCUGGAAUCUGCUUUCCAUUGUGCGGGAGAUGUUUAAGAGACGGGAUAGCAAUGCAGCUCCUUUGCUGGAGAUUCUGACUGACCAGUGUCUCAACUAUGAGCAGAUAACCGGCUGGUGGUACAGUGUGCGUACAUCUGCAUCACACAGCAGCGCUAGCGGGCACACAGGACGCAGCAAUGGCCAGUCAGAAGUAGCUGCUCAUGCUUGUGCAAGUAUGUGUGAUGAAAUGGUGGUUCUUUGGAGGCUGGCUGUCCUUGACCCGACUAUUAGUCCACAGAGGCGCAGGGACCUUUGCUCACAGCUCAGGCAGUGGCAGCUGAAAGUCAUAGACAAUGUUAAGAGAGGUCAGCACAAGAAAUCACUGGAGAAGCUCUUCCAGGGCUUCAAGCCAGCUGUGGAAGCCUGUUACUUCAACUGGGAGGAAGCUUAUCCCAUUCCUGGUAUCACAUAUAGCAGCACUGACAAGAAGAACUCAUUUUGUUGGGUAAAGGCCAUACAGCAGAGGAGCUGCCGGUUGCAGUGUGCAGAAACUGCCUGUGAGGCUGGUAGAACACAUGGACAGGAACCUGGGGGACUAUGUCUGCAGCCUGGGGACAGGCUGCGUCCCUCUCCCCAGGAGCCUGCAGUUCGUCCAAAGGAACUUACUGGGAAGCGGAAAGUCGUCUCUGAAACGCCGCAGAGGGUUCUGAGACGACUUUCAGCAGAAGGUGAUAAAGCUGUAUAUAAGACUGCAGUGGGCAAAGCAAAGUUGCCAGUGAGCAAAGGCUUGACCAGUAAACAUAGUGGGAAACGCCGUAUGAGCAGUGAAGACAGUUCUCUGGAGCCAGACUUGGCGGAGAUGAGCCUGGAUGACAGCAGCUUGGCUCUGGGGGCAGAAGCCAGCAACACAUUUAGUUUUACAGAAAGCCCACUGAGCAGGAGCUACAGGGACACCUUCGAGGAGGAUGGUGGGGUGUACUUCUCUGAGGGACCUGAGCCGAGUGUCAGGAGCAGUUCCAUGGCCAAGAAAUCACCCAAGGAUCCUGUGGGAGAAAUGGGUAGUGGUGAUGACGACCUGCCUUCCGCAGAUGAGAACAGUGGUGGUGUGAGCCUGAAGCCAGAGGAAAUGGGAGAGAAUGGUGCAGUGGGGGGUGGGGAUGAUGGAGAAGAGGAAGACGAUUACCAGGUAUACUAUUUGAAUCCACAAGAGGUAGCCAAGGAAGAUGAUGACAAAGCUGAAGGGGGAAAUGAAGAGGAGCAGGAUAUAUUUGCUGGUAUAAAGCCUCUGGAGCAGGAGAACCGGAUGGAGAUCCUGUUUGCCUGCGCAGAGGCCCUGUAUGCACAUGGAUACAGUAAUGAAGCAUGCCGCUUAACCGUAGAGCUCGCCAGGGACCUACUGGCCAACCCUCCAGAUCUCAAAGUGGAGCAGCCACCAACUAAGGGCAAAAAGAACAAGGUGUCAACCAGCAAGCAGACAUGGAUGGCAACCAACACCUUGUCUAAAGCUGCUUUCUUGCUGACUGUGUUGAGUGAGCGGCUGGAGUACCACAACCUGGCCUUCCAAAUAGGAAUGUUUGCUCUAGAGCUGCAGAGACCACCUGCGUCUACAAAGGCUCUGGAGGUGAAGCUGGCAUAUCAGGAGUCUGAGAUUGUAGCACUCUUGAAGAAGAUUCCCUUGGGCACUAAUGAGAUGAACACUAUUCGAGGAAGAGCUGAAGAACUGCGAGAGGGGACACUAUGCGAUUACCGUCCUGUCCUGCCUCUGAUGUUGGCUAGCUUUAUAUUUGAUGUCCUGUGCACUCCAGUGGUUUCUCCUACAGGCUCUAGACCCCCAAGCCGUAAUUGGAAUAAUGAAAUGCCUGGAGACGAAGAGCUUGGUUUUGAGGCAGCUGUUGCUGCUCUUGGCAUGAAAACAACUGUCAGUGAAGCAGAACAUCCUCUGUUGUGUGAAGGCACCCGAAGGGAGAAAGGGGAUCUGGCACUAGCCCUGAUGAUCACUUACAAGGAUGAUCAGUCUAAGCUGAAGAAGAUAUUAGACAAACUCCUGGACAGAGAGAGUCAAACUCACAAACCACAGACUCUGAGUUCCUUCUACUCAUCCAGCAAGCCUACAGUAGCAAAUCAAAAAUCUCCUUCCAAACAUGCUGCCCAGUCCACUGCAGCUAUCCAGCAGCUUCCAGGGACUUCUGUUACUCAGCAAGCUGCUGUAAGCACUGCAGUCCAGAGCAGUCCUGAGAACUUUGUGGAGAAGAGUGCACAGGAGAGCUCUCAGAGGUCCCCCUGUGAGCCACCUGCAGAGGCCACUGUUUUGAAACAAGAGGGAAAGGUCCCCAGUCGUCUGGCCCUUGGCAACCGAGGUGGAUACAAUGGGAGAUGCUGGGGUUCGCCUGUCAGGCAGAAGAAGAAACACACAGGCAUGGCUAGUAUUGACAGCAGUGCUCCCGAAACCACCUCUGACAGUUCUCCAACGCUCAGUCGGCGUCCGCUACGUGGAGGAUGGGCAACAACUUCCUGGGGCAGAGGACAAGACAGUGACAGCAUCAGCAGUUCUUCAAGUGAUUCACUGGGAUCUUCCUCUUCCAGUGGCAGUAGGAGAGCCAGUGGGGGAGCCCGUGCAAAGACUGUGGAAGUUGGCAGGUAUAAAGGGAGGCGGCUGGAGAGCCAUGCUCCUCAUGUCCCAAACCAGCCCUCAGAGGCAGCUGCUCACUUCUACUUUGAAUUGGCCAAGACAGUCCUUAUCAAAGCAGGUGGAAACAGCAGUACCUCUAUCUUCACCCACCCUUCCUCCAGUGGUGGGCACCAGGGACCACACCGCAACCUUCACCUCUGCGCCUUCGAGAUUGGGCUGUAUGCGCUAGGGCUGCACAACUUUGUGUCUCCCAACUGGCUCUCUCGAACUUACUCCUCCCAUGUCUCUUGGAUCACAGGACAGGCCAUGGAGAUUGGUAGUGCAGCCUUGAACAUCUUGGUAGAGUGUUGGGACGGACAUCUGACUCCCCCAGAGGUGGCAUCAUUGGCAGACAGAGCUUCACGGGCCAGAGACUCCAACAUGGUGAGGGCAGCUGCUGAACUGGCACUCAGCUGCCUGCCCCAUGCCCAUGCCCUGAAUCCAAAUGAGAUCCAGAGGGCUCUGGUGCAGUGUAAGGAACAGGACAAUCUGAUGCUGGAAAAGGCCUGUAUGGCAGUAGAAGAGGCAGCCAAAGGAGGUGGUGUCUACCCAGAAGUCCUUUUUGAAGUAGCUCACCAGUGGUACUGGCUUUAUGAACAGACUGUUGGUGGGACCCCAGCACAGAGAGAAGGUGCCACUGGCUGCAGUGCCAGUGGUGCAAGGGCUGCCUCGGAAGCAGCGCGUGGGUUGGCAGACAACCGGGUGACCUCUGAGCCGACCACUGUAACAGGGGCAGCUGCAGUAACCGCAGCAGCAACAGUCAUGCCGGUGAUCUCUGUGGGGUCAACCAUGUACCAGCAGCACACAAUGGCAGGGCCAGCAAUGGCACAUACACACACGCAGGGUCUCCACCCUUACACCACCCUUCAGACUCACAUCCCCUGUAAUCCCCAGUAUAUUGGACACACUAUCCAGCACAUGCCGCGCCCAGCUGUCUUCCCGGUCCCUGGCUCAGCAUAUCCGCAGGGUGUCCAUCCAGCAUUCAUAGGAGCGCAGUACCCUUAUUCAGUAACAACACCAUCAUUGGCAGCUACAGCAGUGUCGUUCCCUGGUGUGCCCGUCCCAUCCAUGACGCAGAUUGCAGUGCAUCCCUAUCACAGUGAGACAGGGCUGUCACUGUCUUCCAACGUAGCGAGUAAGUGGUACAGCUCUGGGCUGCUAGGAAGUGUCCAUGCAGGAUCAACGUUCCCAGCGAUUCAGGGGGCUUCCUUGACAACUCUGUCCUCACAGCCCAACUCCCUUGUUACAGGGGGUUUUCCUGCCGAGGAUGAGCAGCACAGUCAGCCUGUGAGCCCCCAGGGUCUGCACUAUCUCCACUCUGCAUACCGAGUUGGGAUGCUGGCUCUGGAGAUGCUUGGCCGAAGAGCUCACAACGACCAUCCCAACAACUUCUCCCGCAGCCCACCCUACACAGAGGAUGUAAAAUGGCUCCUUGGGUUAGCUGCAAAGUUAGGUGUAAACUAUGUGCAUCAGUUCUGCGUUGGUGCAGCCAAGGGGGUGCUGAGCCCUUUUGUGCUACAGGAGAUCAUCAUGGAAGCUCUACAGAGGCUCAACCCUGCCCAUGUGCACAACCACCUGCGCACCCCAGCCUUCCACCAGCUGGUGCAGAGGUGCCAGCAGGCUUACAUGCAGUACAUCCAUCAUCGGCUGAUCCAUCUCACUCCAGCUGACUACGAUGACUUUGUGAAUGCCAUCCGCAGCGCCAGAAGCGCCUUCUGCCUGACUCCCAUGGGCAUGAUGCAGUUUAAUGAUGUUCUCCAGAACCUAAAGCGCAGCAAGCAGACAAAGGAGCUGUGGCAAAGGGUCUCUCUGGAAAUGACCACCUUCUCGCCGUGACAGCAGGUGGAGCUCCACGGACACACAACCUUUUGCCCCAUGUAGUUGUAGUUCCAUUUACACCAUCCUUCCUUCUGGUGUCUUUUUUAUUUUAGUUUUAACUUGUUGGAAACCACUGAUCUGAUGUAUUUAUACCAUGACAUUCCUCUCCAGCACUGUUGCGUGUUGGCGCUCUGCUUUGCUCGCUCUUCCUCCUCCUUCUCAGUGGGCUGCAGGCUCCAGAAGCAUCAGAAAACGAGAAGGAAGUUGGCUGCCCUGUGGUGUAGUCACUGCUUUUUUCCCUGAGCCCUUGGAGGCUGUCCUGCGAGCAGUUUGCAGUGUGAUUACGCACGUGUUAGAGAGGUGGGGGAUUCUGUCUUAAAUAUUUAUUUUGGCAUUUAUAAAUAUGUAAACUUUUUUUUGUAUGGGCUUCUCUUACACCACACACCAUCUCCUGUUGGGAGAGGCUGGGACUGCUGUGCACAGCCAGUGCUCCCUCCAUUCCUUUCAGCACCUCCUGUUGAGAGAAGCUGAGGCUGGAGUAGCAGGGCCAGGGCCACCUCUGCGGCUUUCUGCAGCAGCUGCUGAGGGCAGAGGCUGGAGCUUGGGCAGUCAAGAGUCCAUGACUGCGCUGAGCUGCCUGGUGACUUCCAGAAGCGCUUGGGCUCUUUCUCAGGAG